GUUGUCCUCGGAAACGUCGCGGGCGCGGAGGGAUGGUUCGGGGCUUUAGGCGUCUGUUACAGACCUAUCUGCGGGUCGCCUUCACCCAGCAUCUCAGAAACUGCGCGCGGGAUGAACAUUCGGGUGUUUCCGGCAGGUGACGCUGCCGAGUCCCCGCAGCAGGGGGCGAGCAAGGGACUCGCGGUUGACGGGACACGGAUCCUCUAAGGCCCAGAGUGUCCCGAGUAGCGGCAGUGGGGAGUGCUCAGAGUACGCUAAUGAUCUGUGUCUUGUAAAGAGCAUAUUGCUGGGCUUACAUCCGUUUAUCUUGUUUGACUGUUAUUUUAAUAGCUUGGUGUUCUCAGGAGUCUGCCCUUUCCGAGGAAGAAGAGGAUACAACCAGGCCUCUUGAAACAGUGACAUUUAAGGAUGUGGCUGUUGACCUUACCCAGGAGGAGUGGGAGCAGAUGAAACCUGCUCAAAGGAACUUGUAUCGAGAUGUGAUGCUGGAGAACUACAGCAACCUAGUCACAGUGGGCUGUCAAGUCACCAAACCGGAUGUGAUAUUCAAGUUGGAGCAAGAAGAGGAGCCCUGGGUGAUGGAGGAAGAAAUGUUUGGGAGGCACUGUCCAGAAGUUUGGGAAGUUGAUGAACAGAUCAAGAAGCAACAGGAAACACUUGUGAGGAAAGUCACAUCCAUCUCCAAGAAAAUUCUGAUAAAGGAAAAAGUCAUUGAAUGUAAAAAAGUUGCGAAAAUAUUUCCUCUGAGUUCAGACAUUGUUACUUCAAGACAAAGCUUCUAUGACUGUGACUCACUUGAUAAGGAUUUGGAAUGUAAUUUAGACUUACUUAGAUAUGAGAAAGGCUGUGUAAGAGAGAAACACAGUAAUGAGUUUGGGAAACCAUUUUACCAUUAUGCAUCCUGUGUUGUAACCCCCUUUAAGUGUAAUCAGUGUGGACAAGACUUCAGUCAUAAAUUUGACCUCAUUAGACAUGAGCGAAUUCAUGCUGGAGAGAAACCUUACGAAUGUAAAGAAUGUGGAAAAGCCUUCAGUAGAAAGGAAAAUCUUAUUACACAUCAGAAAAUUCAUACUGGGGAAAAACCAUAUAAGUGUAAUGAAUGUGGAAAAGCUUUCAUUCAGAUGUCAAACCUUAUUAGACACCACAGAAUUCAUACUGGGGAGAAACCUUAUGCAUGUAAGGAUUGUUGGAAAGCCUUCAGUCAGAAAUCAAAUCUCAUUGAACACAAGCGAAUUCACACUGGAGAGAAACCCUAUGAAUGUAAGGAAUGUGGGAAGUCCUUCAGCCAGAAGCAAAAUCUUAUUGAGCAUGAGAAAAUUCAUACUGGGGAGAAACCUUAUGCAUGUAAUGAAUGUGGUAGAGCUUUUUCUCGAAUGUCAUCUGUUACACUACAUAUGAGAAGUCACACAGGGGAGAAACCCUAUAAAUGUAAUAAAUGUGGAAAAGCUUUCUCUCAAUGCUCAGUAUUUAUUAUACAUAUGAGAAGUCACACUGGUGAGAAACCCUAUGUAUGUAGCGAAUGUGGGAAAGCCUUCUCUCAAAGUUCAUCCCUUACCGUACAUAUGCGAAAUCAUACAGCUGAGAAACCCUAUGAAUGUAAGGAAUGUGGAAAAGCCUUCAGCAGGAAAGAAAAUCUCAUUACACAUCAGAAAAUUCACACCGGAGAGAAACCUUACGAAUGCAGUGAAUGUGGGAAAGCUUUUAUUCAGAUGUCAAACCUCAUUCGACACCAGAGAAUUCAUACGGGUGAGAAACCCUAUGCAUGUACGAUAUGUGGAAAAGCCUUUAGUCAGAAAUCAAACCUCACUGAACAUGAGAAAAUUCAUACUGGAGAGAAACCUUAUCAUUGUAAUCAAUGUGGGAAAGCUUUCAGUCAAAGACAAAAUCUUCUUGAGCAUGAAAAAAUUCAUACUGGAGAGAAACCAUUCAAAUGUAAUGAAUGUGGUAAAGCCUUCUCUCGAAUCUCAUCCCUCACUCUUCAUGUGAGAAGUCACACAGGGGAGAAACCCUAUGAAUGUAAUAAAUGUGGGAAAGCCUUUUCUCAGUGCUCAUUACUUAUUAUACAUAUGAGAAGUCAUACUGGUGAGAAACCCUUUGAAUGUAAUGAAUGUGGGAAAGCAUUCUCUCAAAGAGCAUCCCUUUCCAUACAUAAGAGAGGUCACACAGGUGAGAGACACCGAGUAUAUUAAAUAAAAGAAGGCCUCUUAAAUUCAACCCAUGUUUUACUUAAAAUAUCUUGGCAUAAGCUCAAAAAAACCAGGAUCUUUAUGGAAAAAUUUUAAUACUUUGUUAAAAGAUGUAAGACUGGAAUGAAUGGAAAGAAAUACCAUAUAUAUAGAUGGAAAAACCCAGUAUUAUAAAAACCUCAAUUCUAAAAAUCUAUAGACUGAAUGCAGUUCCAAACAAAAUCUACUAAGAAUUUUCUAGGAUCUUUCAAAAAUGAUUAUAAAAUUCAUAUGAAAUAGAAGUGUAUGGAUUGCUGAGACAAUUUUGAAAAGAACAAAGGAAACACCCUCACUAUAUGACAUAAAGUUAUAGUCAUUUAAAAAUGUGUGAUACUAGUACAUUAGUAGGUAAAUAAGCAGAUUUUAAAGAAUAGAAUAUCCAGAAGCAGAUUCAUGAAUAUAUGUGAACUCAGUGUAUGUUAGACCUGACAUGAAUUAGUAGGGAAAUGAUGACCUAGUCAAUAAAAUUGCUGGAAAUAUUUGACUCUCUGUAUUGGAGAAAAUAAAAUUACAACAUUAUGACAUAUUAAAAAAUCAAUAUUCUUUUUUUUUUUUUUUUGAGACAAGGGUCUCACUCUGUCGCCCAGGCUGAAGUACAGUGGUGCAAUCUCAGCUCACUGCAGCCUCUGCCUCCCGGGUUCUUUUUUGUGUGUGUGUGUGUGUUUUUAGUAGAGAUGGGGUUUCACCAUGUUGGCCAGGCUAGUCUUGAACUCCUGACUUCAAGUGAUCUGCCCUCUUUGGCCUCCCAAAGUGCUGGGGUUUACAGGCUUGAGCCACUGCACCUGGCCAAAAAAUUAAUAUUCUAAAGGAUUUAAAUACUGGAAUUUGAAAAGCCAAACUGAAACCACUGGGAGAAAAUAGGUGAUAUUGUCUAUGACGUUGAGGCCAAGGAGCUUUUUUUUUUUUUUUUAAGACAAAAGGACUCUGUAAUUCCACUUCUAGGUAUACAUCCUAUAGAAACUCACAAAUAAUGCAUAAGAAAUAUAUAUAUAAUAUAUGUAUGUAUGUAUAGCCAGAUGCAGUGGCACAUGCCUAUAAUCCCAGCUACUUGGGAGGCUGAUAGAAGAAGAUAACUUGAGCUUGGGAGUUCAAGACCAGCCUGGGAAACAUAGCAAGACCCCAUCUCUUAAAAAAAAGGAAAUAUGUAGACAUAUAUCUGCAUUGAAAACAACCUAAAUAUUCAUCAGUGGGGUAAUAGAUGAAUAAAAUAUGAUAUAUUCAAAUGAUAGAAUAGUAUACAGCACUUAAAAGCAGUGAAUCAGAUCCAUAUUGUGUAACAUGGAUAGUUAAUGUUGAAUGAAAAAAAUCAAAAUAUAAAUGAAGCAUUGUGUAAUAAUAUUUAUGUAAAUUGGAAUGAAAUCAUUUAUAAAAAAACUGUUUCUAUUAUUGAAAAGUGUAUGUAAAACUAUUUAAAAUAGAAUAGAAGGAUACACGCCCAAUUAUUGAUAGCAUUGUCUCUGGAAAUUGAAUUUGAGGCUGUUGAUUAAAGGGAGACUUUAGCUUUGCUUGUAGUUUUUAUGCCUUAAAAAAGACUGGUAGCAUAUAAAAUAAAUCUUAAAAGC
Messenger RNA from Nomascus leucogenys (northern white-cheeked gibbon), 3787 nucleotides. RefSeq lists its product as uncharacterized. The record is from RefSeq and is a predicted model, not a curated record. Gene Ontology annotation, cellular component: nucleus. Gene Ontology annotation, molecular function: RNA polymerase II cis-regulatory region sequence-specific DNA binding; DNA-binding transcription factor activity, RNA polymerase II-specific. Gene Ontology annotation, biological process: regulation of transcription by RNA polymerase II. NCBI's taxonomy places the organism in Eukaryota, Metazoa, Chordata, Mammalia, Primates, Hylobatidae.